GUGAAAGUGUCAAAGGUAGAGGAGGAGGUAAGUAAUUUGGAUGCAAUUGGCUACAAUUAUGGUGGGAUGUGUGUUGUUAUUGGAUCCCCAAGAGGCAUGUUUGUCAAUACCUUAGAUGAUGUAUUGGAGCCCUAUUCCAUCACCAAUCACAAUGUCAUUGAGGCCUUCAUAAGGAGUAUGAAGAAAGAGUUUUCUCGGAUUAGAAUUGGACCAUCCAGGAUGGAAAAGCUCAAAUCCAAAAACCCAACCAAGGUUGAAGACGGCAUGAAAUACAGAAAGAGAAAAAAAUCGAGGAGCAAUAUUCAGGGAUUGAUCUGCCUGGCUCCCUGGAUGCCAAAUAAGAAAUUUGUCAAGUAG
Molecule: messenger RNA, 357 nt
Organism: Dovyalis caffra
Lineage: Eukaryota; Viridiplantae; Streptophyta; Magnoliopsida; Malpighiales; Salicaceae
Source: the annotation of a GenBank genome assembly